Molecule: messenger RNA, 3710 nt
Organism: Klebsormidium nitens
Lineage: Eukaryota; Viridiplantae; Streptophyta; Klebsormidiophyceae; Klebsormidiales; Klebsormidiaceae
Source: the annotation of a GenBank genome assembly
CUCAGAUCUUGCUCCCCGUGUUCAAAGUUAAUCUCUCGAAAUCGAUUGCUGGACGCUGAGCGCAGCGUAUGUGUGGGUGUCUCCGCCCUUGAACACUUUUGUGUAUGCGCACCGGGUAUUUGUGUGCGCUGUUUAUACCACCACCAGCUUGAUCGUCAAACAGCGUCCGCUAAUCAGACUUUGGCGUAGCUGCCCAAGUGUCAGUACCAGGGUGGAGGUACGAUGGACAUUGCAGAGCUGCAUGGCAUCCUGCAGCUGUGCCUGAGUGGUGAUUUGGCGCAGCGGAAAGCGGGCGAAGAGCGCCUCAAGGAGUUCCAGUAUGGCCCUGGCCACCUGGUCCUCCUGCUGCAGACGAUUGUUCAGGAGUCUGUCGACCUCGCGAUCCGCCAGGUGGCGUCGAUCCAUUUCAAGAACCUUGUGGGCAAAGAGUGGGAGGUCGAUGAUGGCGAGCAGGAAAAGUUCUCGGAGCAGGAUAAGAAGAUUGUGCGGGACAACCUGCUGGAGGCGAUCAUUCAGGCGCCGCACAUCAUCAGGACGCAGCUGGGCGAGUGUAUGAAGAGCAUUGUGCACGCGGACUACCCGCAGCGUUGGCCGCAGCUGGUGCCCCUUUUGGAUAGCAACAUGAAGGCAGGCGCGGCACACCCGCAGCGCCUCUACGGGGCCCUCUACACGCUGCGCAUCCUGGCCCGCAAAUACGAGUUCCGGGACGAGGACGAGCGCGCGCCGCUGGUGGCGGUUGUUGCGGAGGUGUUCCCGUACCUGCUGUCCAUCUUCCAGGGCCUCCUCGCGGUGCCGUCCCCCCCCAUCGAGGUCGCCGAGCUGCUCAAGCUGCUCUGCAAGAUCUUCUGGUCCACGAACUAUCUGGAGAUCGCUCAGCCGCUGCUCGACACGCCAACGUUCACGGCGUGGAUGACGUGCUUCCACAGCCUGAUCGAGCGGCCGGUGCCGCUGGAGGGCCAGCCGACGGACCCGGACGUGCGCAAGAACUGGCCGUGGUGGAAGGUCAGGAAGUGGGCGCUGCACAUCGUCAACCGCCUCUUCAGCAGGUUCGGCGACCCCAAGUACGUGAAGGAGAGCCAGGUCCAGUUUGCGCGCAACUUCUCGCGCCACUGCGCCACCAAGUUCCUCCACUCCUACCUCAACGUCCUCGCCAUCGUGCGCGAGGGCGGUUAUCUCCCUGACCGCGUGGUUAACCUAGCGCUCUCUUACUUAACCACGGCGAUCCCCAAGAAGGAGCCGUACCAGGCGAUGAAAGCGCACAUGGACGUGAUCCUGUUUCAGAUUAUCUUCCCGCUGAUGUGCUUCAGUCAGCAAGACGAGGAGCUCUGGCAGGAGGACCCGCACGAGUACGUCAGGAAAGGAUACGACAUCAUCGAGGACAUGUACAGCCCCCGUACGGCGGCCAUCAACUUCGUGACGGAGCUCGUCCGAAAACGAGGCGCCGACAAUCUGCCCAAGUUUAUCACCUUCAUCGUCAACAUCUUCACCAGGUACACGGAGGCCCCCCCGGAGCAGAAGCCGUUCCGCGAGAAGGACGGCGCGCUGUUGGCGAUUGGCGCGCUGGCGGAUCGGCUGAAGCAGCAGGAGCCGUACAAGAGCGCGCUGGAGCAGAUGCUGCUGGAACACGUCCUGCCAGACUUUCAAAAUAGUCACGGCCACCUUCGGGCCAAGGCGGCGUGGGUGGCGGGGCAAUAUGCGGACAUCGACUACAAGAACGUGCAAAACUUCAACGCGCAGCUGCAAUGCAUUGUCAACUGCUUGCGAGACCCGGACCUGCCCGUGCGCGUCGACGCUGUCGUUUCGCUCAGGAGCUUCGUGGAGGCCAUUGAAGAUCUCAACCUGCUGCGGCCUAUCUUGCCGCAACUGUUGGACGAGUUCUUCAAGCUCAUGAACGAGGUCGAGAACGAGGACCUCGUGUUCACGCUGGAGACGAUCGUCGACAAGUUCGGGGAGGAGAUGGCGCCCUUUGCGCUUGGCCUCGUGCAAAACCUGGCCGCCGCGUUUUGGAAGUUCGUGAAGGCUGACGAGGACAACGAGGAGGAGGACAUGGGCGCGCUCGCGGCGGUGGGGUGCCUGCGCGCGAUCAGCACCAUCCUGGAGUCCAUCAGCAGCCUGCCGCACCUCUACCCGCAGCUGGAGCCAAUUCUGCUGCCCAUCCUCAAACAAAUGCUCACCUCCGACGGACAAGACGUAUACGAAGAGAUCAUGGAGAUUCUGUCCUACGUCACCUACUUCUCCCCGUCCAUCUCCCCCCAAAUCUGGGCCCUCUGGCCGCUGCUCAUCGAGUCGUUGCGCGAGUGGGCGGUGGACUACUUCGAAAACAUGCUGGUGCCGCUCGACAACUUCAUCUCGCGCGGUACCGACCACUUCCUGACAGCGGAGGAGAACUACCCGAAAAGCGUGUACGACCUCGUAGAAGAGAUGCUGAACAACAAGGACCUGCGGGAGCCCGAUCUAGUUGCCGCGCCCAAGCUGUUCGAGAGCGUGUUGCAAAACUGCCGGGGCCGCGUCGACGCCUGGGUCGAACAGUACGUAAAGCUUGCGCUCACGCGAUACAAGACAGCGACCAACAACUAUCUGAAAACGUUGCUGAUCAGCGUGGCGGCCAAUGCGCUGUACUACAACCCGGUGCUGUGUUUGCAAGCGCUCGAGCGGCUGGGCGCGACGGGGGAGUUCUUUAGAACCUGGUUCGCGAUGCUGUACGAGGCGGGCAAGAAGAAGGACUCAUUUCUGCACUUUAGGAGGGAGCACGACAAAAAGGUAGCGGCCUUAGGCCUGACCUCCCUGCUGCUAGUGCCGGAGAACCUGUUGCCAGCGGACCUCCAACCCGGCAUGGGCCAGGUCGUCAAAGGCCUGCUGCGAGUACUCGCAGCGUACAAGGAGCAACGAGACGAGAACAUCAAGGCUGCGGAAGAGGCUGAGGAUGACGUGGACGAUGACGACAGCGAGGGCUUCGAGGCGGAGGAACUAGGGGAGGGAGGCGAGGACGGCGCGGAAAUUGCGCCUGUCUCGUUGUCUGACAUGCCAUCCCGGCAACGAAAGUUCUUCCGCGAUUCGGACGAUGAGGAGGAUUCGGACGACGACGAUUGGCUGGACGAGGACGAGGAGUACGUGUCGCCCAUCGACGACGUCGAUGCGUUCAUCUUCUUUGCGGACGCCAUGAAAAAUCUGUCCUCGAGCAAUCCCCAACGAUUCCAGCAGCUCACGGGUGCCCUAGACUUUACGGACCAAGCCAAAGCCCACGGCCUGGCACAAUACGCGGACGUCCGGCGGCAAGAGUUUGCGAAAGAGCAGGAAGAGAAAGCGAAGGACGAGGAAGAGCGACGGCAAAAAGCACAAGCGGCCCGAUAGUAGCUCGCGUGCCUCUUCUAGGUUAAGCAUUAAUGGGGGGAUACUAGGUUCAUAUUGUUUCUUCAGGCGUCAGUCAUCGGGAGCCCCGAUUAUAGAGCUCGCUGGUCGAGUCCGAUUCUUAACCAAUACGAGGUGAGGGACAGACAUUGCGGUCAGAGUUAUAAGCCUGAUUAGCCAUGUUGAGAUCAUUGGCAGACAUUGCCGCUCCUUCGGAGGGAUACGUAUCAAAGGUCGUUGAUUUUAGGUCGUAUAUCAUGUGUCAGCUCUGAUCAGAUCCUGCAGAGAUUGGGUUCGUUCUCACACUACAAUAGUGACUACUGAUUGCAAUGUCGUUGCAUACUAAUCUCAGUUAGUCACGU